Molecule: messenger RNA, 1522 nt
Organism: Cylicocyclus nassatus
Lineage: Eukaryota; Metazoa; Nematoda; Chromadorea; Rhabditida; Strongylidae
Source: the annotation of a GenBank genome assembly
GCUUUUCACUUGUUUUUUGAAAGCUUUUCUAGAUGUUCGUUUCGGUAACGAACCUAGUUGCUGAAGCAGGUUAUGACGUCCCAGGGGAUAUGACGCUCAAUGAUUUAUUAGCUCUAUGUGCAGUUGAACUCUUCGGAAAGGAGAUACCUCCGGAGCAGAUUGCGGUUUUGAAGGACGGGAAGCAACUUAUGAACUACAAGUCUACUCUCGAGGCACUUGGAAUCAAAGCUGAUGAUGUACUGCUAGUGCGGCUAUUGAACCAACCCCCACCUUCAAGCCAGGUCCCUGCAUCGUCACAGCAACAAUCACAGCCUUUGGCAGGCUUAGCUGGAAGCAACAGGAUAACCGAAUUGAUAAAAUCCAUAAAGGUGCCGCCAAAAACAGUAAAUCCUCUGAGGGAGAACGCGCGAAGAAUUUUUGAGUUGAUGAAGAAUCCUGCACAAAGAGCACACAUAUACUUCAAAGCCAAACCACUAGUAGAUCAGUACACAAAGGAUCCCAACAACUUUGAAGACUUUUGCAAGGCGUAUGAAAAGAUAAUCAAUGAUGAAGUUGAAAAAGCGCGUCUAAUGGCAGAUCCAACUAGUGCCGAAGGUCAGCGUCUCAUUCAAGAGCAAAUUCAACUUGAAAACAUCAACUACUCGUACGCUCAGGCACUGGAACAUACUCCUGAAGCCUAUAUACCUGUUCACAUGUUGUAUAUACGCAUGGAAAUAAACGGUCAUCCUGUGAAAGCCUUUGUGGAUUCUGGAGCACAAGUUUCAAUACUCUCGGAAGCAUGUGCACGACGAUGUGAGCUUUCUCACCUUAUUGAUAGACGUUUUACUGGUACUGCGAGGGGAGUUGGAGGUUUCCAGAAGUUUGUUGGAAAAAUCCAUUCUUGUCAGGUAAAGGUCGAGGAUCACUUCUUUCCUUGUAAUUUCGACGUCAUGGCUGAUCGAGAAAUGGAUCUCCUGCUUGGUCUCAAUAUUCUCAAACGACAUUGUUGCAAAAUCAAUCUCAAGACUAACAUGUUGGAGAUGGGCGACGGAACAAAAACUCCUUUCUUGUCAGAGGCAGAGAUCAAUACGCAUCUUGAAGAUCUGGCUGAAGCAGAUGGCUCAGACUUCAUGGUUGACAGCGAUCUCCUCACUCAAGCAAUGAAUCUUGGCUUUUCCGAAGAAGAAGCUAAAGCUGCGUUGAAAAUGACUAGGAACGACCUAGAGGCUGCUCUUCAACAGCUUUUCUCUAAAGCCGAUGAAAAAGCAAGCAGUAGUAAGCAAACUAAGUGAUAGUUUUCUGUGCUCACUCAACUUGUACUUCAUGCCUUUAUAUACAUGUAAUCACUUUCUUUGUAUACUUGUAAUAAUUUUCUAGCAACAUUGAAUGUGUCAGUACAUCUGGAAACCUCAGUAAUUUAUUGAAGGUAAAUGCUGGUAUUGGUCAUCUUUCGAUUUAUUCGGGCUCCUCAUGUGCUCUGCCUAUAUAAAGUGAUUUUGUCAGUUUUCUGCGGUGAUGUUCUUGCCAUUAACUUGUGCAGAUC